Molecule: messenger RNA, 914 nt
Organism: Exophiala xenobiotica
Lineage: Eukaryota; Fungi; Ascomycota; Eurotiomycetes; Chaetothyriales; Herpotrichiellaceae
Product: histone H2A
Exons: 3
Coding region: 217-615 (132 amino acids)
Cellular component (GO): nucleosome
Molecular function (GO): structural constituent of chromatin; protein heterodimerization activity; DNA binding
Source: RefSeq, a predicted model, not a curated record
GGUUGAUCUGGAGGCGCGACUUUCCACGCCCACUGCCCGCAUCGCCGCCUGCCCUCUUCCCAUAUAACUUCUCUUCCCUUCCCACCUUCAUCACCACUUUUUCUUCCUCUCUUCUUCAUCCAUCGACAACUCCAGCUUCCAUCGCUCUAUCUCUCACGUCCAUCCAGACACUUUCAAACCUUUUCAAAACCAAACCUCAACCUCAACACCAUCAAAAUGACUGGCGGCAAAUCUGGCGGCAAGGCCUCUGGCUCCAAGAACGCACAAUCCCGAUCCUCAAAGGCCGGUCUCGCAUUCCCUGUCGGUCGUGUCCACCGUCUCUUGAGAAAAGGCAACUACGCUCAGCGUGUCGGUGCUGGUGCUCCAGUCUACUUGGCUGCCGUCCUUGAAUACCUUGCGGCUGAAAUCCUCGAACUUGCUGGCAACGCCGCUCGUGACAACAAGAAGACCCGUAUCAUCCCCCGUCAUCUUCAGCUCGCCAUCCGCAACGACGAGGAGUUGAACAAGCUGUUGGGUCACGUCACAAUCGCCCAAGGUGGUGUCCUGCCCAACAUUCACCAGAACCUGUUGCCAAAGAAGACUGCCAAGGGCAAGAACCCCAGCCAGGAGCUAUAAGCUUCUUUUGUUGUAUCUGGCUUGGUUUGCAAUGGAGUUUCAUGACAAAUGUGAUCACACACGGGGUUUGGGGUUGGGUUGACCUGGUCAAAUGGGCUUUUUCAGAAUCUGCGUUUACGGAUAGGGUUGUACAUUAUGUCCAUGCAUGCCUACUAUCAUCAUGAACAUGAUCAGGUAUGCAACAGGGGCAUGAGCUACACGCGACGCGACGGCAAAGCAAAGGCAGCUUUGCAAUGGAAACCGGAUCAUAGAGAAAGCAAUCUGAUGAUCCCAAGACAAAUGCCAAAUCAUUCACCAUG